GCGGGAAACGGUCUCGCUCUUUCUCAGGGAAUGCCGAGGCUGAGCGAAAACAGGGAUUCACCUCCUCCUCACCUCCUCCUCUCCUCUCCUCUCCUCUCCUAUCCUCUCGUCAACUUCCAGCCCUCAUGGCCGCCGUACGGAGGCCUUAGCUAUAGUCAGGGCUAAAUUUGUGACGCCACUACAAGUAACCACUGGUUCUCGAAUCCGAUUGCUGUGCCAUCUUUCUUAGUGGGGCCAACUCGUCAUUUCUUCAUUGGCCGCCAAUUUAUGAUCUCAGCCUUCUGUCCAGCUCUUCGUCGAUCAUACGAUCCCGUUUCUCGUUCGCGCCCAUCUUGCCGUGGAAUUCCAGUUCGUAAGCGUCGUGAUCACCGUCGUCUUCAUCCUCCUCUUUUUUCUCCUACUCUGUUUUCUCCCACUAUGCCAUUUUCUCCUCUUCCUCGCUUUUCCGAAGGAGCUACCAUCACCCCGUACUGCGUCUUAUUUGCCGCCGCCUGAAGUCAUCCAUCGCUCUCUCUUUGUCAAGCCAAUCUUAUCGAAGGCCGGAAGGAGCAAAUAUACUUUUCGGGGGGCAGGGCUGCUAGGAAUCUCGCCAUCGCCAAGAUCAUUGCUCCCUUCUCUCCCCUCCCUUCUCUCCCACCUCCUUUCUCUCCCACCUCCUUUCUCUCCCACUCGUGAAGUUGUCUGCCGCUCUCUCUUUUCUUCAGCCCAAUCACGUCCCCUCUCUCUCAAAUUGUCUUCUCGUAUCCGAUCAUCUUUGACUUCCUAGCCCUUGGGUUAACCCUCCCACGAUUUGGUCGAUCCUAGCCUGAUGUUGCACUCGAUUGCCGCCGCUCCCGGCCGAUUCACUGAAGAGUGUAAUCAGCCCUGUAUGUGCUUCUCUAUGAGCACCACGGGUGCCUGCAGGGUUGAGGUACCGGCUUAGCGACCCACAUUUGGUUUCCAUUUGGGAGAACGACUACCGGCUCUUCUAUUCUAUCUGCGUAUCUAUAUUCUACCUAUGUGUAUAUUUUGUCUUUUAUUUUACCUGCGUAUCUAUAUUCUACCUAUAUGUAUUUAUCAUCGAGCCCUCUUCUCUCAUCUUUACCCAAGUUGCCUUUCUCCUGUCAUGACCGUAGGUGAAUCUAUGAAUUGAUCUGUAAUAACUUCCUACCUGCCCGCGCGGCCGGUUGCCUGUGGCGAUUGGCUAUCGUUGGGUCGGCUAACCCACCGCUUACAGUGAAGGCGGAAGCACGCACGGGACGCGGCGGUCACAUUAUUGCUGUUUGGCGGCGGCGUUAAUCUGUAAGGAGUGUACUGUAUACGCUAUGUACGUUUCAAUCUGUAAGGAGUGUACGGUAAGCUAUGUAAGGAGUGUACGAUCAGCUAUGUGUCUGGUCGCGAGGAGCCAAGCCAGUCCCUCAUCGAUCUAAGAGAGAGUUUCCUUUCGAUAUCCAGACUCGAUCGUCUCAAGUGCGGAGCUGUCUUCGCUGGCAAUCUUGCAUGUUUGUUGUAUAUGUUUUCUCGCUUUUUUUGUUGUCGCCUCCAAUUUGUCUCUUUUGCUCUUCCCUGCUUUUUUCUGCCCUUCGUUCUCCACGCCUUCGCGGCGGGAGUCGAUCUCCUCCGCUCCGCCUGUCUCUCUCUCCGCAGUUAUAGGAGAACUUUGUCUUAUCUGAGGAUUCGGAUCGGGCCGUAAGUAACUCUCUCCUCCUUUUUCUACGGACGGUGGAGAUGCAAGAACGGGGGAGCAGAGGCGGCGCACUGGUGGUGGUGGUGGAUAUGGCGGUCACUAGAUUGCUAGUGAUGAUGAUGAUCCAUUGGGGGCUUGCCGUUGGGCAGCGGCAACCGGGUGUCUGCCCGUACACGACGAGCUUCGGGUGCUUGAAUGGGGGAUGGUGUGAAAUGAUCGUUCAGGGCGAGAAUUACACGUGCCACUGCUCGGACCAGUUUUAUGGCGACAAAUGUGAACUCAAAGGAGUGCCUUGCGGUAACAAGUACUGUCUUAAUGGGGGCACGUGCGUCCAGGAGACGACUCUGUGCGAUUGUGGAUCAGAAUGGAACGGCGACGAAACGUGCUCCGUCCGCGUGCGGGGAGAAGGAAAUUUGGGGGAGCUUCAGCAGACCAUCACUAUUGGAAGAAAUGGCCCCAGGUGGUACACUGUUGUGUUUGGUGUGUUGGGAGCGCUGAUUGUCGUGGCGCUUUCGGUGGCCACCGGUGUGCUGCUUUGGCGAAAGAACGAGAUGGAGAAGUCUAUGAUGUUCCGGGAGAUGAAACCGAACGAAGUGCAGAUGCAGCCUACCUCCGGACUGGCACCCCUGGACAAUGAAUCUCUCAUUUCUAGGGGGCAAAUAGUCAGCAACCCAGACGGAUCAAGUCCUCGUGCCUCUGCUUCACAUGUAUGAUGUAGGCAUUUUGCCCAUUUCUGGCAAGGUAGGGAUAGUUUCCAGUUCAUUUUCCAAGAAAUGAUGGGUCUGGGGGAGGCCAGGGGGGCGCCAAGGAGAGAGUGGAUUGUGGUGCGGAUCCAGCGAAAGAUUCCGGGAUCUCUCCGUUCUGUGUAUGCCUCUACCUCUACCUGUUUUGCUCUGAUAGGUGGAACCCUUCCCCCGGCCAAAGAUUACGUCAGUCAUUGUUCGACUACUGUCUCGCUUGUCGCACGGGGCGGCGGAGUGAAUGCCCUUCGUGUAUGCCCCAGGAUGUCAUUACCCUUGUUUGGUCCAGAUUUGAUUUUCGUUUUUCUUUCUUUUCUUUUUUUCGUUCAUUUUCUUAUUCAUCGUUUGCUUAGUGUUUCUUUUUUGCCCUUUUUGUUUCCUUGGUUGUGCAUCCUGGAUAUGCAUGUCAUCGAGAAGUUUGAAGUUUGCCAGCCAAUGUGCGAGUUGCAUCUGCCUUGCUGCGAGGAUGGCCUCUCUGCCUUUUUCCUCUAUUCGCUGUUGCUAGCGCAAUGUUUUUGAGCUGCGGACGGCUGAGAAUUAUUAGUUAUAAGUCUGUGUGGCCUUACGUUUCUCCUUUCGCUUUUCACUUUUUUCAAGUUUUUCGUCUCUAGCGAUUUUACCCCUCCUCCUCAUGCGUUCUCCAUUCUGCCUUCCGGCAGGGUUCUUUGCCAGAUGUAUACGGAAUUUGUCUUCUUCUGUGCAGUUCUAUCCGGAAAAAAUUUGCGUGCUUGGGCAGAGUGAGAAGCUAAUGCUAAACGUAACCUGUCUUCUAAGCAGUUGUUCCUGAGAUGAGGCGGGUUUAACGGGUGCUUGCUUCGCAGGAAGGCUUCCUAGCAGCAGCCCCUGAGGAAGGGGAAAGGCGAUGGUCACACAGCUGGUCGCUUGCACGCGCACAAAAAGGCGCAAAUCAUCUUCCGAUGGAGUUCGGCUACACUAAGAUCGAAGCAACGCGUGCUAUCAUUGAGCCAAGCGAUCAGCCAAGCGAUCAGGCGCACAAAAAGGGCGAAUCAUCUUCCGAUGGAUCUUGAAUUGUAGAUUAGACGUCCAGUUGACCCUUUUAAGGUCAAUUGGUCCUUGGAGUUUGGACGGUGCGGUUUGAUCACAAGAUGAUCGGCAAACCAAAUAAGUCACGAGAGCUUGUAAGUAUGGAAAGGGGCGAGCAGGGGGAGGGCAGGGRGCGGGGGGGKGGAGAGAGRGGGGGGGGGGAGGUGAAAUGAUCUCCUGGUCAUCUACUUGCCUUAUCAGCCAGCACUCGUCUUGUUUUCCGUUCUCUUUUCCUUUGCUUUUCCGUCUUCUUUUUCCUUUUCUUUUGAGUUUCUUUUUUCUCCGAUCUCCUUUUUUCCCCGUCUACUUUUGUGGCGAGCAAUUAUCUUUCUUUGAUGGAGAAGGGAUGUCAUGUUCAUAUACAUGGGGCUGGUCGUUGGGUCGAAACGGACACAACAGACUUGUGUGGCAGAGGGCUGCUGUAAGAUUUUGGAGUUCGAAAUGUUGUUAGAAGUUCAGCGCACAAGACCUACAGCCAUUGGCUUUAAUGUCCUGUUCUAUGUCCUCAAUCCGCAUUUGAUGACCACAAUCAUUUUGGAGUUAACUGAAGUGUGCAUAAAUCCUGAAAGCUGAACGCAUGAUUGAACCGUGUGUGUAUAAGGCAUAUGCUAGUAGUGUACCUUCACACCUCUGAAUCUUUCUUUCGGUGAUAACUGGAUGUUCAUAUUGAUACUGAGUAACGUAAAAGGAGGCAGGCAUAGUGAUGGUAAACAAACGGUCUUUCUGCUAUUCUUGAUGAGCACAAAACGUAGUAGAACGGACUGGAGUAAAUGCAAAAUUUAAAU
Molecule: messenger RNA, 4235 nt
Organism: Chara braunii
Lineage: Eukaryota; Viridiplantae; Streptophyta; Charophyceae; Charales; Characeae
Source: the annotation of a GenBank genome assembly